Pseudocercospora fijiensis CIRAD86 is the source of this 459-nucleotide messenger RNA. RefSeq lists its product as uncharacterized. The record is from RefSeq and is a predicted model, not a curated record. Gene Ontology annotation, biological process: nuclear-transcribed mRNA catabolic process, deadenylation-dependent decay; mRNA export from nucleus in response to heat stress; positive regulation of translational initiation. The coding region runs from base 1 to 459 and encodes 152 amino acids. The transcript has 2 exons. Gene Ontology annotation, molecular function: nucleotide binding; translation initiation factor binding. Gene Ontology annotation, cellular component: P-body; RNA polymerase II, core complex. Lineage: Eukaryota; Fungi; Ascomycota; Dothideomycetes; Mycosphaerellales; Mycosphaerellaceae.
AUGGCCGGCCCCUCCACCGCAAGCCACCUCCCCCAACGAACCUCCCGCCGCCGCCCACCCCCAACAGGCGACGAAGAAGCCUCGACGCAACUAAAACUGGGCAACAUGACGCACGAACAAGCCCUAUCCCCCGCCGAAGUAACCCUGAUGCUCGAACGCCUGGAAGAAGCCGCACCGCACAAAAACCACACCGAAGUCUACUACAAAACCAAAGAAUACUGCAAAACAUUCUCAAGAUUCCGUGACAAUCAGGCGAUUACGCAGGUGAAUCAGAUCACGUCGAAUUUGACGGCAAGGGGAUUGGGGAUUGUGGAGUUUGAGAGGUGUCAAUUGGCGACGCUGUGUUGUGAUUCAGUCGAGGAAGCGAGGACUCUGAUUCCAUCGCUCGAGGGCAAGAUUAGUGAUGAGGAGUUGGAGAAUACGUUGAAUGAGAUCUCGAAGCUACGCGACUUUUCUUGA